AGUUUCCUGGUUGAUGCUGCAGAGAAAAGUGAACAGUCACACAGACAAUCAUCCUAAAAGAAGAAGCGGAUUGAUGUUUCUGUCUGUCAAACUGCUGUUGGUCUGAAGAAUGGAGGGAACAUCUGUCCAGAUGCUGCUGGCUCUGAGCUCCCUGCUGUGCUGCACAACAAACCAAAUUGGUGUGACUGUGAGUCCCAGCAGAUCUCAGUUCUUUAAAGGAGAAUCAGUGAUUCUGAACUGUGAGGACGACAGCUCUGCAGGAAGGACUCUGAGAAGAAACACCAGCAGAGGAACCAGGACUCAGUGUGGAUCUGUGUGGGGAUCAGGAGAUGGUUUGUCCUGUGAGAUCAGCUACAUGUACCCAUGGGACAGUGGUGUGUACUGGUGUGAGUCCAGAGGGGGAGGAGCCAGCAGCAUGGUGGUUAACAUCAGUGUCUCUGGUGGAUCAGUGAUCCUGCAGAGUCCUGUCCUCCCUGUGAUGGAGGGUCAUGACCUCACUCUGAGCUGUCAAUCAAAGACCCCUCCCUCCAACCCCUCAGCUGCUUUCUAUAAAGAUGGCUCCCUCAUCAGGACUGAGCCUACAGGUCACAUGACCCUCCAGCAUGUUUCCAGGUCUGAUGAAGGUCUCUACAAGUGUCACAUCAGGGAUCAUGGAGGGUCUCCAUCCAGCUGGAUCUCUGUCUCAGAGAGACCCACAGAAGCCCCGCCCCCUGCCUCAACUCCUCUUCCUCUUGUGUUGAGAGUGUGUCUCCACCUGGUGGUGAUCAGUCCGUUCAUCAUCUCCACUCUCCUUCUGGUGUCUUUAUGUCCACAAAGAGCCUCAGGAAGUGACCCGUCUGUCUCCAUGGUGAUGACCCAGCACUCACAUGCUGAGCAGGGAUUGGCUGAGGACUAUGAUGACAUCAUCACAUCUGGAACCACAGAGCAUCAAUUCUGAAUUGAUUGUCUUGAUUUUUUUUUUUUUUAGAAUCUCGAAAUAUUUUUGCUUUUCAGGCUUCUGUAUUCAGUUUCAUUUUUUCAUUUCUAUAAAAGAUUAUUAUGAAGAAUUAUUAUAAAGAAUAUUAUUUUAAUAAACUUUUUUUGUGCAGAAUAUUGCAGAUUUGUUUUGAAAUGUGAUUGUUCACAUCUUUAAAUAAAACAUUUUAUUUUG
Molecule: messenger RNA, 1150 nt
Organism: Oryzias melastigma (Indian medaka)
Lineage: Eukaryota; Metazoa; Chordata; Actinopteri; Beloniformes; Adrianichthyidae
Product: protein turtle-like
Exons: 6
Coding region: 110-937 (275 amino acids)
Biological process (GO): cell surface receptor signaling pathway
Molecular function (GO): transmembrane signaling receptor activity
Source: RefSeq, a predicted model, not a curated record